This is a messenger RNA of Fusarium coffeatum, 1308 nucleotides long. RefSeq lists its product as uncharacterized. Lineage: Eukaryota; Fungi; Ascomycota; Sordariomycetes; Hypocreales; Nectriaceae. The coding region runs from base 1 to 1308 and encodes 435 amino acids. The transcript is spliced from 3 exons. The record is from RefSeq and is a predicted model, not a curated record.
AUGUAUCAGGGGAAAUCGCCAGGUGGGCUUAAACAGCCUAUACAGUCUCCAUGUUCAUUUUACUACGACUACACCGAAGAAUUUGAGAGGGGAAUUGCAGGCAAAGUCGAACAUGGGCCUGUCGCUUAUCCUCCUCAAGGAACAUCACUCGACUUAUUCAGGGACCAUGCCAUGAAGGAUGCAAGUAUAGACACUGGCUACCAAGGCAAGGAUAGAAAGAACCAUGAGCGGCUGACUGGUCCUGACUGUGAAGAUGAUUGGUAUUGGGGUAGCCCGGGGGAUGAUAAAGCCCCGGUGGACAAUCCAUUUGCUCAGCAUAUUUCUCAUAUCUCUAAAGAGAUGCUGACUCCAUGGCUCGAGAAAACAACGUCACUGGAAAAAGAAGAAGACGCGGUAAUCAAUGUGCCACCUUAUAUGGGCCAUAAUCGUCGGAAUGCCGAUAUACAUGCUGCGGCCCAGGACGAUGGGAAUAAACAAUGUGAAGCCGAACAGAACGUACAGGCAACGGCAAGUGCAAAGAUUUUGGCGCCCAACCCGAUAUCACCUACACAUCAGCUGAGGGUGACGAACAGCAUACCUCAAUUAAUGAAGGCGUUGCCACCACUGCCAUUUGAGGCACAAUAUGACGUUUCCGAGCCUUGCGAGGUUCCUUCUACAGAUACUAAAGCCCUCACUAAGUCGCGAAUGGCUCUCCAGCCAGCAAGUGGUACCAGCGAGCUUUUCGCAGAACCGGUGUUUUUUGGCAGCAGUUCCAGGACCUCGUCCCUUCAACAGAUUCAGACUCAAACUCCGUUAAAUCAUUCACGAUUCAAGGUUCGAGUGAAGUCGUCUCAAUCAAGUGGGCUUCACAACAGAUGGGUUUCCGAGUCUCCUGGCAAUCCAGGAAGAAGCUCGAGCAGCCCCGUUAAGCCCAAACUUAAGCUCAAAGUAUCUCGCAACCGUAUGAGCAGCAAGCUAAUGGGUCCUAAUGAUCCCCAAGUACGCAAUGACGGGCCUCGGCAGUACAACUCAACCUCGGAAUUGAGAGACAUGCCUCCGCGAGAAGUAUCUCCCGACGGGUCCAGCCUUGAGGAACAACUAACUCAACACGGUGCUGACAAACGCCUUUCCAACAUUGAUGAAGGUACUACACGAGGCCAUUCGACGCAGGUAUCGGACCAGUUCGACAUUCCGUAUCCGCCCUCAGCUCAAGAGAUUGUAAUGACUGAGCCAGUAUCUCAAUCAAGGGCACAAGACGUCCAAUCCUCAGCCCACGAGUACGACAAAAGCAAAAGGGAGGAACCCAAGGGCUACGCCCAAUACUUUUGA